This is a messenger RNA of Boleophthalmus pectinirostris (great blue-spotted mudskipper), 1672 nucleotides long. RefSeq names its product coiled-coil domain containing 62 (gene ccdc62). Bases 192 to 1547 code for a protein of 451 amino acids. The transcript is spliced from 13 exons. NCBI's taxonomy places the organism in Eukaryota, Metazoa, Chordata, Actinopteri, Gobiiformes, Gobiidae. The record is from RefSeq and is a predicted model, not a curated record.
CCAAUCUGACCAAUAGAUCCAUGGACCAGUUCCACAGGCUUUUUCUAACUUCCGCUAGUCCUGCUAACUUUUUAAAUUAUUAUCUAUUCUUAAAAAAAUAGCAUAGUAACAGAUCGUUUUGUACUUAUCGGAAUGCAAUCUAUUCUUAUAGUUACUAUACCUAGUAUUUAAACAGUUAUUUGUGUAACGGGAUGGACAGCAGAAGUAUAACGACGCCUUCACAUGGAAAAGCUUAUAGACAUGGACCAGCAGCAUCAAGCUACUUGUGUUUAUCUGACCUUGAACAAAAACCAUGUCACAGCACUCCCGUCACAAAGAGUAAUGAUAUUAUGCCUGGGGGUAGCCAAAUUCUCACACCAGAUUCAAGAUAUUAUGGUCCUCACAUUUCAACUGCCCCCUUCUUAAUACCAUCUUUGCAAGAUGCACAGUUCCCUGUUGCUGUCACCAAAGACCCAAUGAUCAAAAAAUUGAAAAAAGAGCUCCAGCUGCUGGUGACAGAGCUAAAGGACAGAGACAAGGAACUAAAUGACAUGGCUGCUGCCCAUUGUCAGGAGGUUCAAGCCUGGGAGAAAAUGCGACAGAAAUUGCUAAAACUAGAGCGGCAAUGUGCAUGCUUAGAGGAUGAGCUACAGAAGCAUAAUAAUGUUAUUAGAAUCCUGACUAAGCAUGUUGUAGUUUUGGAAACCAGAGAAGAAGAUGCCCUGGAGCAGCUCAGAGAAACCCAGCUACAGCUCAGGAAGCUUUCAAACAAGGAACUCAAUCUGAGCAAAAAAUGUCAAGAUUUUGAGGAACAGAACAAGAGCCUUAAUGCCUCUGUUACUGCUCUCUCCACCCAAAUUGGUACUAUGCAGGUCAGAGAGGAAGAGCUGAGCUCAAUGCUCAAACUAAAGGAAAAAGAUGUGAGUGAAGCUUCAAGCCAGUUGGUGGACCUCACAGGGCAUCUCAAGGACAUGGAGAUAUCGUUAAAAGAAAGUUACUCAAAAGAAAGCACACUCCAGACAGAAUUGCAGGAACAAAAGCAUUACUACACUGAAGCAUGUUGUGCCAUUACUCAAUUAAAAGAGCAACUGCAGCAGCAGAUAGCACAAAGCAGCGCCCAAAGAGAGGAGAUCAUUCGCCUCAAACAGGAGCUUCAAUUGGUCAGCCAAAACCAGGCAUUGCAAGAUGAGGGAGGCAGCAGUUGGAAAGAUGAGCUGCUUGAACUUUUUCGCUCGAAGCAGGAAAGAGCCAUGUCAGAGUUGUUGUGUCUUCGGCAGGUGUGUGAAAAUCAACGUAAUGAUAUCCAGCUUUUACAGUUGAACUUGGAAAGUGCUCGUCAUUCUCUAAAAGAAAGAGUUACCUGGGAAAUACCAAGCAGCCAAGACUAUGUGAACAGAAGAUCAAUGGAUUUAAAUGUCCUGUGCAAUUGUUCCUUAAAAAAGAUUUUAAAGGAACUUGAUGAAACAAGUUCAGAACACAGCAGUUGCAGACAGCCGAGGCAGAAAAGUACUUCCUUCAUGCACAAGCAAUGUGAAUCACCACCACCAGGCCAUCAUCAUGGGACUUGAGAGGCACUUUGUGAACAGUUUUACACAAAUUAACCUCAGAAGAAGCUUCAAUAAACAUUCAUAAAGGCAAUAUUUUAACUUGUGUACUUUGUAAUAAUUUUCCAAGCUAUUUCUAUAUAACCAAC